AUGUUUGUUGGAGCAGCUAGUCACUGGUGGGAAUCUGUCUCACAUACUAGGACGAAAGAGCAGCAACGUAAUUUGACUUGGGAGCGGUUUAAGGAUGAAAUGAUGGCAAAAUAUUUCCCACAGGCUUUGAGAGACUUCAAGGAAUCAGAGUUUCUACAGCUCGGGCAAGGAGACAUGUCGCUUACUUAUUACGAAAGGCAGUUUGAGCAGCUCUCAAGACAUGCUCUGCAUUUAGUGGAUACUGAAGUUAAGAAGAUUAGGAGGUUUGAAAAUGGACUGCACCCAGAGAUCGGCAUGAUCAUUAUGUCCCAUCGUUUUACAUCAUAUUGUGAGAUGUUGGAGAGAGCCCAUGCUAUUUCAUAUCAGAGGACAACAUUUGGACAGUAUGCCCAGCAGAGUAGGGAGUCAUUGGGAAAAAGAAAGUGGAGUGAUCAGAACAAGAACAGACGUAACUUGCAAAAUAAAAGACCAAGCACAGAAGUUCAUAUUGGUGGGACGAGUGGGAGUAUUACACCCUGUCCUAAGUGUAAUAAACUCCACAGGGGUGAAUGUUUACUUGGGAAGAACAUGUGUUUCCGAUGUGAUAAGCCCGGACAUAUUGCUCUCAACUGCACAGAGCCUCCAAAGAAGAAGGAUGAUGAUCAAGACAAGAAUAAGAAAGCAAAGGCUCGAGUUUUUGCACUGAAUCAGCGUGAGGUGGAGCAGGAUUCGAAUGUGAUAGCAGGUAUUAUGUUAUUAUCUGAUGUACCUGCUUACGUACUUUUUGAUUCUGGGGCAACAAAUUCUUUUAUCUCUGCAUCCUUCGUCGCUAGGUCAAACUUUGCAUGUGUGAAAACAAAUUAUGAAUUAGAGGUUCUCAUCCAUUCAGGAAGAACUGUUUGUACAAAUCGAAUUACUAAGGCUACGAAGUUAGAGAUUGAUGGGAAAAUAUUACAAGCAAACUUAUACCUUUUGGAGAUGAAAGACUUCGAUGUUAUUUUGGGCAUGGAUUGGUCGGGACUUAAUCGUGCGAUCAUUCGAUGUCAUGAGAAAGAAGUAGUGUUUCACAGACCGGGAGAGGAAGAAUUUCAUUUCUUUGGAGCAAAGUUCAAGUCCUUGGCUCAUUUUGUAUCAACUAUUCAAGCAAAAAAGAUGUUGAAAAAUGAGUCAUGUCAAGGAUUUCUAGUUAACAUCACCAGUCCCCAACAUACAGGAACGACUGUUAACGAUAUUAACAUUGUGCGAGAUUUUGCAUACGUAUUUCCAGAAGAUUUACCAGGCAUUUCACAAGAUAGACAAGUGGAAUUUACAAUUGAUUUGGUUCCUGGAGAAGCACCAGUAUCCAAGGCCCCAUAUCGGAUGGCACCGAAAGAACUUCAAGAAUUGAAGUUGCAAUUAGAGGAGUUGUUGGAGAAAUGUUUCAUUCGACUAAGUGUGUCUCCUUGGGGAGCUCCUGUACUUUUUAUCAAGAAGAAGGAUGGGAGUAUGAGGAUGUGUAUUAACUACCUGGAAUUGAAUCAUCUGACCAUCAAAAAUAAGUACCCGUUGCCAAGAAUAGAAGAUUUGUUUGACCAGUUAAAGGGUGCUAUACUGUUUUCAAAGAUAGACUUGAGGUCAGGCUAUCAUCAGCUGAAAAUCAGGGCAAGCGAUAUACCAAAAAUUGCUUUCAGGACCCGUUAUGGACACUAUGAAUUCACUGUCAUGCCUUUUAGUUUGACCAAUGCUCCAGCUUAUUUAUUGACGACAUACUCGUGUUUCCUUGGUCAUGUGGUUACCCCUCAAGGAAUUGAAGUAGAUCCUACUAAAGUAGAAGUUGUAACAAAUUGGCCAAGGCCGAGCAGUGUGGGUGAAGUCCGCAAUUUCUUGGGAUUGACUGAUUAUUAUAGGAGAUUCAUUGAAGGAUUUUCAAAAAUAGCAGGGUUGAUGACUCAAUUGAUGAGAAAGGGUGUGAAGUUUCAGUAG
Messenger RNA from Olea europaea var. sylvestris, 1941 nucleotides. RefSeq lists its product as uncharacterized. Bases 1 to 1941 code for a protein of 646 amino acids. NCBI's taxonomy places the organism in Eukaryota, Viridiplantae, Streptophyta, Magnoliopsida, Lamiales, Oleaceae. The transcript is spliced from 4 exons. The record is from RefSeq and is a predicted model, not a curated record. Gene Ontology annotation, molecular function: nucleic acid binding; zinc ion binding.